UCUUUUAACAGCUACCACGUAUCGCUCCGUAGCUACGUAAACACGUGCACCUCGCUGCUUCCAGUUCCAGGCUUUUUCACUCCGCCGUCAUCCUCGCGGCUCGCGCUACUUACAUCACUCCUUGACAACAGCAGCGAUGGCGGAGCCCGUAGCAUCGGAUGCGGCAGCAGCAACGGACGAAACGGCCACGGCAGCAUCCCCGACACACGGCCUGUCUCCCGCACCGAGCCCGGGGUCGGAGCCUCUAUCCAUGGCUCUGUCUCCCACCGCAGACGGCUCCCAGCGGCUGCUGUUCUCCCACGACCUGGUCUCGGGACGGUAUCGCGGCUCAGUCCGGUAUGGCAUCGUGCGAAUGAUCCACGGGGAGGAGGAUUUUAACUCGGAUUCGGACGUCGACGACGGCAGAGGGAGAGGCGGCGGUGAUGGUGGCGGCGGCGGCGGCGGCGCAGGGGGAGGAGGACGAGUCGCGUGCGGUUCGGAUACGGAAAGUGGCGUGGACACCCCGAGUCGGCCUCUCGGUAGGGGAUUUGUCCGCGUGCAGUGGUACCCCGAAGGAGCCAAGCAGGACAUCAGAGAGACAAAGCUGAAGCUUGAAGACCGGUCUAUCGUCAUUAGAGACAUUGUGCGAAGGAAUAACUCUGCUGACAACCAGUGUGGUAUUGUGACUAACAUCGAUAUCGAGUGUGCUGUGAAGUUUGUGGGAACAAACUGUGUCCUGUACCCAGUAAACAGCAAAGACCUGCAGCACAUCUGGUCAUUUAUGUACGGCGACUACAUCGCCUACGACUUCUGGCUGGGCAAAGUCUACGACCUGACCAAUCACAUCAUCCUCAAGCUUUCAAAUGGAGCCAGAUGCUCCAUGAGCGUGGAAGACGGUGCCAAGCUUUACGAUGUCUGUCCACAUGUCAGUGACUCGGGUUUGUUCUUUGACGAGGCGUACGGCUUCUACCCAGGCCAAGUCCUGAUCGGACCGGCUAAAGUGUUCUCUAAUGUACAGUGGCUGUCAGGGGUCAAACCUGUCCUUAGCAGGAAGUGCAAGUUUAGGGUGGUAGUGGAAGAGGUGAAAGUGGUGGAGCUGAAAGUGACGUGGAUCACCAAGAGCUAUUCUCCUAAAGGCUCUGACAGCGUGUUUCCACCUCCCUCCACCAUCACAGAGGAAAACCUUCACAGGGUGAGGCGCCUGGGCUACUAUGACCACACCCAAAGGGAGCUGGGAGAAAGGGCUCUGUACAUCAUCCCUGCCAAAGGCAGUGCCACAUGCAUGACCUGUGAUGGACCAGAAGGGGCCCAUUUCCUGCCAGAGGAUCCAAUUGCCAGAAAGCUAAAACGGGUUUUCAAAAAGGAGUCUGGCAGGAAGACGGAGCAUGCUGACUUCCAAGGCGAGCACAAAACGGAGCAGACGGACCCGUCUCAUCUGAACAACGGGCCUUUGAUGCCGGCGCAGAACCCCAUGGAAACCAAGAGCACCAACGACGGCACGGCUGAACUCGGGGAGCAGGAUGCAGAUGACGAAGGUGCAGAGGACACUGAUGACACCAGCUCUCUCACGUCAUCUGCCAGCUCCACCGCCUCCUCCCAGAGCGGCGGCCUGGGGACCAACCGCAAGAAAAGCAUCCCGCUGUCCAUUCGCAACCUGAAGAGGAAGCACAAAAAGAAGAGGACCAAGUUCUCCCGCGAGUUCAAGCGCGGAGACCGGGUGGCGGUGGAAGUUGUAUCAACAAAGACCACAGCUGAUGUGAUGUGGAAGGAUGGGCGGGUGGAGAAGGGGAUCAGGUCAAACGAGCUCAUCCCCAUUCAGCACCUGGACAGCCACGAGUUCUGCCCUGGAGAUUUUGUGGUAGACAAACGACCCCAAGCCCUGCAGGAUCCAGGAGUAUACGGUGUGAUCCAGUCUGGCGAUCACAAGGGCAGAACAUGUGUGGUUAGGUGGAUCAAACUGAACUCCACGGGGGACGAUGUAGAGGUUAUCGGUGUGGAGGAGGACGUCAGUGUGUACGACAUCGCAGAUCAUCCAGAUUUCCAUUUCCGCACGGCAGACAUCGUUAUCAGGAUAUGGAACUCUGAGAACGGGCAGAACGACUGUGAGAACGAGACGUCAGUGGGCCAGGUGUCCCGGGUGGAUGUGAGCAGUAAAGUUGAGGUUGUGUGGGCCGACAACUCCAAAACCAUCGUCCUGCCACAACACCUCUACAACGUGGAGUCUGAGAUCGAGGAGACCGACUAUGACUCUGUGGAGGACACAAGCAGCGUCCUGUCCACAGAGGAGUGGGAGGACGAGAGCGACAGCUGGGAGACGGACAACGGCGUGACCACCGAGGACGACAGCCACGCCAACAACACAGAUGCCACCUACACGGUGACUCCAACCCCCACACCCACUGGGUCCUCGGUGUUCAUCAUCCCACCACAGGAGGGCAGCAAGCCUGAUGUGACCAGUCCCACCAAAGGAGCCCCUGGAGAGGAGGGAGAGGCGUCUGUGGCCGUGGCCAGUCCAUCGUCUGCAGGAGCCCACGCAGGAACGACUCCAGGAGGAACAGUAAACGGAGCGGAGAAGCCCAACAAGGACUGCGCCUCUCGAGGCUUCCGAGAGCUGAAAGAAGCGCUGAAGAUCCUGGAGAGCUUAAAGAACAUGACGGUGGAGCAGCUGUGGACAGGCGGCUCGCCCACCUCCCCGACCUCCGCCGAGCCCGCUUCCACCACCAACGUAGCAACUUCGCUGACGCCAGCGGCGCCCGAGAAGCCCACCAAGGAGAAGCGCUUCCUGGACGACAUCAAAAAGCUGCAGGAGAACCUGAGGAAGACGCUGGACAACGUGGCCAUCGUGGAGGAGGAGAAGAUGGAAGCUGUGGUGGAGGCGGUCGGCAGCGGAGGCGCGGGAACCGAGGCUGAAAGGAGUGGAGAGGAGAAGCCCCAGCAGGAGCCACAGACACCGGUGGGUGGGCAGGAGUGGCCCAGCGAGUUCCUCAGUGACACGCCGGUGCUGUGCCAACAGAGCGGAGGAAAGCCAGGAGUGACCUUCACCAGUGCCAAGGGGGAGGUGUUCUCAGUGCUGGAGUGGGCACCGGACACGCAUUCGUUUAAGAAGAUGGAGUUUCAGCCGGCAGAGGCAAAGAAGUUUUUCAGCACUGUGAGAAAAGAAAUGGCUCUGCUGGCUACGUCCCUGCCUGACGGGAUCAUGGUGAAAACGUUCGAGGACCGCAUGGACCUGUUUUCAGCGCUGAUCAAAGGGCCCACCAGAACCCCCUACGAGGACGGGCUCUUCCUGUUCGACAUCCAGCUGCCCAACAUCUACCCGGCCGUCCCGCCGCUCUUCCGCUACCUGUCCCAGUGCAGCGGCCGCCUCAACCCCAACCUGUACGACAACGGCAAGGUCUGCGUCAGCCUGCUGGGCACCUGGAUCGGCAAGGGGACAGAGAGGUGGACCAGCAAGUCCAGCCUGCUGCAGGUCCUCAUCUCCAUUCAAGGUCUGAUCCUGGUCAACGAGCCGUACUACAACGAGGCCGGCUUCGACAGCGACCGGGGUCUGCAGGAGGGCUACGAGAACAGUCGCUGCUACAACGAGAUGGCGCUGAUCAAGAUGGUGCAGUCCAUGACGCAGCUCCUCCAGAACCCCAUCGAGGUCUUCAAGCAGGAGAUCCAGGAGCACUUCGCCUCCAGCGGCUGGCGGCUGGUGCACCGCCUGGAGGCGUGGCUGGAGCUGAGCGAGGCUGCCGAGCGGAGCCACGCGGCGCACUCCUCCUCCAGGAGCCACCACCCCAAGGACGAGCAGCUGCUCCCCGGUCUGGUGGCGGUGGCCCACAGCAGCCCCGCCAAGCCCGGCGAGGAGGGGGCGCCGGCAGUCAGCAGCAUCCUGGAGGAGGAGCUGGAGGAUUCAGGACUGAGUCCGUCCACCACAGCAGCCGCUCAGCAGGAGCUGAGCCACAACUCGGACUGCGACAGCACUCAGGGGAGCGUGGCCCCGGGCGGGGACAGGGCCGGCCCCUCCGGCUCCGCGCUCCGCGGCGGGACGUCGGAUUCAGGGCCCGGCACAGCUGGCUCUGCGGCGGGGAGCCAACCAGUGGUGCGACCAAAGAAGAGACGGAAGAGCUACCGCAGCUUUCUCCCAGAGGGCAGCGGCUACCCAGACAUCGGCUUCCCGCUCUUCCCGCUCUCCAAGGGCUUCGUGAAGAGCGUGAGAGGCGUGCUGCAGCAGUACCGAGCCGCGCUGGCCGCCGCCGCCGUCCCUCAGCACACAGAGGACAAGUAAGUGCCUCCUCAGCGUUUCCCCGACACACCUGCACUGUCCCCUGCUCUCUUCCUCUCUUUCACCUGCCUUCAGUCUUAGAGGGGAUGAUUACUACUGACAGAGGGAGGGGGGCUCCUCUAGCCAGCCCUCCUGAGCUGCACUGUGCCCCCCCACUGCCCGCCGUCUUCCCCCCCACCUUUCCGUUCUCUCUGCUCCUGCUGCGCUCACCUCUGCAUUCUGACGCUUUCUGCGGUGGGAUCAGCACCUGAUGGAGGUCCACCUCAUUAAUGUGUUUCUCUCUCCUUUAGUUACCCCUCAGAUGAGUGUGAUGGCUAACACACACACACACACACACACACACACACACACACACACACCGAUCGGUGUGCUCUGGUUGGGAAGCACACUGAGCUCCAACCAGAGCUGCUGCUGCUGGUGAAGCCGCUGCCCCUCUGUCACAUGACCAACCUGGAUCUGCUUUCACUGGCUGGGUGGGUAUCACCGGGUCACCACGCCCCUACAGGCCGCCGGGGGAACCGCAGCCGUCUGUAGCACUCCUGACGUCACGGCCGUGCCAUCCUGCUCCACCAACACAUGAAGCAGGUCUGACUCCGGGGAGGGAGGUGGGCAAAGACACCCGGCGUUUACCGGCUGCAAGCUUUCUGCCAAAUUCUCCUCGGUCACAGACCAACUGCCAGCCGGCGCCGCUUCACCCGCACCGUCACCGCGCCGCCGUUUUCCUCGCCCAGCGCCACGGCGGAGCCACGUUUACACCAGACCGCCCUGUCUGUGUGAGGACGGCACCGCCCAAGUGAAACGCUGCGGAGCCGGAUGUGUGUGCUGUGAUUUAGGGGGUUGCUUUUGUUUUUUUGUUUUUAAUAGAGUGAAGGUGUUGCAUCACUGCAUAGGACACAGUUUGAAGAGCUAAAAAGCAGCAUCCAUUCCAUCAUCUCCUGUCAACACAUUGCCUUACUUGAAUAGUUCCUGAUGAGGUGGUGAACAGACCUGCUGGUGGUACAGACUCAGUAAAAACCACUGCACCACAUCUGGCUGUCCGCUCCUCAUGCUGAGUGUCGUUUUAAUUCCUCCUGGUUGCACGUGCAGUUAAACAAGCGGUGGGGGUGGGCUUCUUUCACUCCGAUCACACGGUUUAUCCUGGCAGCCAGGGCAGCGGAGCGAGAUCAGAGCACAAAGGGGAUCUGGAAGCUCAGGUCUGUCCUGCCUGGAUGCAGUGUGGAGCCACUUUAGUUUGUUUUUGUACCAAUUUAACCACCGAAUUCAUUGCUUUGCUGAAGAAUGUGUUGUGAACUCACCUUUGGGUGCUUCCUGGGGGAACUCAGCAGUCUUUGUUUACAUCUUUUUAGAUGACAGCUUACAUUUUCCACAUUAUUGCGCCUCUCAUAGUCUGGAACCACCUGAGUGCUUGCUGUGAUCUGACGUGAACCAGAGAGCGUCGGCUCUCUCUAGUACUUGAACUACGGACUCUGAAGCUGAGAAGUGUUUUUGAUAAAGAGCACACUGUGCCAUUUUGGACCUCUGAGUAGAAGUAUGAGCCAAGAGCUGCUGUGUUUUAAAAUGAAUAAAAAGAUGAGUGAGUGUGUAUUUUGCAUCGUCUUCCGUGCUUUCCCUCCGUCUCCCCCGAGUCUGUGUCCCGUCACUCCCGCCCCGGAUGUGUCCUCGUCCUCUCUGGGUUUUGCUCUGUCGCCGUUCGUCUGCCUGUAACGCUGCGAGGCGACGUUGGCGCCCAGGCCGCAGCGCCUUUACGUUCUCCCCUUCUCACCGCUGUCCAUAUCAGAGAAAACUUCACGUUGAGCCUGGAAGCAAUAUAAAUGCCAACAGCUCUUUUCACCUUCAUCUUUUCAUGAACAAACAGAAAAUGUGAAGCGGCAAGUUAAAGUCCGGCAGGAUAAUCCGGCCUGUGUAGAAUUUCCUGUGUUUGUGUAUAUUGUUCUGAUUUGAACCAUUCUUCUGAUUUUUACUGCAAGCAGUUUGAUUUCCAGCCAAAGCAUGUAUCAUGUUGCUUUAAGCCUCUUUGGAUGGGCUCCACAAAGAACUUGACUGUACGAUGUCUGCAUCUCCACAGUGGCCUGUUGUUGAUUAUAUAUAAAAAAAGAACUAAUAAAGUUAUCAUUUGUAGCCUGAUUCUCUGUACAGACAUCAUGACUAUUGAAAUAUACAUACAGGUACAUACAGUAUAUAUUUAACACAAACUUGGGUUCUGAUGGGUCACCUGGAUGCUUGGGGCGUAUAUGUACAUAAUGCUGAGUGUACUGUAUUAAACAUUUGUUUUUUUUAAUGGUUUACUUUGUUGCGUUAAGACGACUGUAUAGUGAUGUAUUAAACUUUGCAAGCAGUACCAUGAAAA
Fundulus heteroclitus (mummichog) is the source of this 6590-nucleotide messenger RNA. RefSeq names its product (E3-independent) E2 ubiquitin-conjugating enzyme UBE2O. The record is from RefSeq and is a predicted model, not a curated record. Bases 137 to 4246 code for a protein of 1369 amino acids. Lineage: Eukaryota; Metazoa; Chordata; Actinopteri; Cyprinodontiformes; Fundulidae. The transcript has 22 exons.